Molecule: messenger RNA, 1032 nt
Organism: Arctia plantaginis
Lineage: Eukaryota; Metazoa; Arthropoda; Insecta; Lepidoptera; Erebidae
Source: the annotation of a GenBank genome assembly
AUGAUUUCACAAGCGGAGCCAGAAUCUUUCCUAGAAGAUAAUAUGGAACCGAGAAAGAAGCAAAAUAUACUACAAAUUCGCCAAAAUAUACAAUGUGUAUUAAAUAUGUCGACGGCAGUUCCUUUUAAAUUCUUCUCCAAAUACUCCUGUUUUUAUUGCUCAAAGAAAUUCUUUGAUUUCGACGAUUUACGACAGCAUACGAGCGUUGAACAUCCAGUAUGUGACCUGAAACAGAAGUGCAUGAAGAAGUGUAAGGGAGAAAGAAUAAACGUUAAGAUUGAUAUCUCAGCUUUAGCGUGCAAAGUGUGUUGUCUUCCAGUUGUAGAUUUAGAAGCUUUAAUCACGCAUUUAAUAGAUGAACACAAAGCGAACUAUGAUAAGACAAUAACCGGAUGCCUUGAACCUUUUCGGAUCAUCAAAGAUAAUAUACCCUGUCCAAUAUGUCCCGAUAAGGUGUUCCGAUACUUCGGGAUUCUAUUACGUCACGUGAAUGCAGAACAUAGUAACAAUAAUAGGAUUUGUGACUUCUGCGGCCGAAGUUUCAGGAAUGCGGCUAAUUUGAAUGUUCACAUAACAUAUUCACAUACAGGAUCGUGUGAGUGUGAUGUCUGUGGUAUUAAAUACAAAAAUCAAUGGUGUCUAGCUAGGCAUAGAGCUAAAUGCCACAACGCGAAGGAUCAUAAAUGUCCAAAAUGCCCAGAGACUUUUAAUUCACAGUAUCAUAAACAGAAACAUCUGAUAAAAAUGCAUGAUAUAGGCCAUAAAUGUGAUUACUGCGAUAAAAUGUUCACGAGGAAUUCUUUCAUGAAGGAUCAUGUUAGACGAAUUCAUUUAAAGGAGAAAAACGUACCUUGUUCUAUUUGUAACGAGAAAUUCUUUGAUAACUAUCUUUUAAGGAUGCAUAUGGUUAAGCAUGAGGGUGAUAGGAAGUUCUGUUGUUCCGUAUGUGGUAAGGCGUUCUUAAGAAGGAGUAAUUUGGCUUCACAUAUGGAAAUGCAUAAAAAAUAUGGUCAUGUUCAGUUGCAAAUUUGA